AUGCUUGAAGAAUUGGUUACCGCAGUCUCGCCUGGACAGGCAGUCCUGAUUGCGUUGGGCCUGUUCGCUACCUUUCUAUUUAUCUUGGAUUUAAAAAUCGAUUGGCGCAUCCAGAAAUUAGGGCCACAGGCACCGCGUGUAAGGACUUAUCUUCCCUUGGGCGCUGAUUUCAUCUAUCGGGCAAUGAAGGCUGCCGGCAAGCAGAAGGAUCUCGAGUUCUGGACUAAGAUGACCGAGGUUCCCAAAUAUACCGGUCCUGGCCGACUUUCGACCUUUGAGGUCAAAUUUAGCUGCUAUUCCCGCAGCCUUUUCACUAUCGAUCCGGACAAUAUCAAAGCAGUGCUCACUGGCCAAUUUGCCGACUAUGGCAAAGGGAGAAGGUUUCACGAAGAGUGGAGGGACUUCCUGGGGGAUAGCAUUUUUGCCACGGACGGCGAGCUUUGGUCGAAAUCCCGGCAGUUGAUUCGCCCCAUGUUCUCGAGAGAUCGGAUCGUUGACACUGAAAUCUUCGAAAAGCAUAUCCACAAGUUGAUUCCGUUGCUUGGUGGUGGCGCGAAUCAAGAUGGGAGUAAAGUCGUCGAUGUUGGCCCGUUGUUCUUCCGCUUUACUUUGGACGCUGCCACGGACUAUCUUCUGGGUCAGAGCGUCGACAGCUUGGACAACCCGAAGACCACAUUCGCGGAAUCAUUCCAAUAUGUGCUUCAUCGUCAAUCCGUUAUUUUUAGGUCUGGACCUCUGAGUCCACUUCUGUCACGUAAGCUCUUCCACGAAAACCUCAAGAAGAUGGACGAUUUUAUGCAGCCAUUCAUUGAACAAGUCCGUGCCCUCACUCCCGAGGAGCUUGAUCACAAACUUUCCAAAAAGGAUACGUUCCUUCAUGCUCUCGCUCGGUUCACCCGUGACCCAACCGUUCUCCGCGACCAAUUAGUCGCCAUCCUUCUCGCCGGUCGUGACACCACAGCAGCCACACUCUCUUUCUGCAUUUUCGAGCUUUCCCGGCACCCCGCAGUCGUGCAGAGACUCCGCAAUGAAAUCGAAACCGUCUGCGGCAACCGCAAGCCCACGUAUUCCGAGCUCAAAGAAAUGAAAUACCUCAACGCCGUGCUGAAUGAAACCAUGCGCCUCUAUCCCGUCGUUCCAUUUAACGUUCGCCACGCCCUCGUCGACACCACUCUUCCGCGUGGUGGAGGCUCAGACGGCCAAUCCACCAUCGGUGUACCCGCCGACACUCGAAUCGUGUAUUCGACCAUGGCCAUGCAGCGUCGCAGAGAUCUCUACCCGCCACCACCUAUUCCAGGCGAGAAGACCUUACAGCCAUACUUCGAUCCACUCCUGUUCCACCCAGAGCGCUGGGUAUCGGGCUGGCAGCCAAAGCCAUGGCAUUUCAUUCCGUUCAACGGCGGGCCGAGAAUCUGUCUGGGUCAGCAGUUUGCAACGAUUGAGAUGGGGUACACUGUCACCAGGAUCCUCCAGCAUUACCCUGAGAUCAUUGGCGUGGGAGCACCGAAGCCAGGGACAGAUCCAAAGUUCAAGUUUGAUGUUACUUUGAGUCCAGGCCAGAGACUGGAUUGUGUUUUUGUGAAAAAGGAGGAGUAA
Molecule: messenger RNA, 1596 nt
Organism: Coccidioides posadasii C735 delta SOWgp
Lineage: Eukaryota; Fungi; Ascomycota; Eurotiomycetes; Onygenales; Onygenaceae
Molecular function (GO): oxidoreductase activity, acting on paired donors, with incorporation or reduction of molecular oxygen; heme binding; iron ion binding
Source: RefSeq, a predicted model, not a curated record